Messenger RNA from Closterium sp. Naga37s-1, 818 nucleotides. The record is from the annotation of a GenBank genome assembly. NCBI's taxonomy places the organism in Eukaryota, Viridiplantae, Streptophyta, Zygnematophyceae, Desmidiales, Closteriaceae.
GCACACGAGCGGGCACGACCAAAGUGGUGGAAGCACAGGAAGGGCUACACAGGGUCACCGUGGUGUGGCUGCACAGGCUGGGGGACACCGGUGAUGGCGUCGCGGAAUGGAUGGAUGAAGUGUGGAAUGUUGACUGCGGCUUCUUCUUACUCGACCUCCCACACGUCAAGUGGAUCUUCCCCAGCGCGCCUACAGCCCCUGUGACUGUCAACCGAGGCCAUCGCGCCCCUUCCUGGUACGACGUCUGCAGCUUCAAUACUGAUGGUUUCAACGCCGACUUUCCCGUGGAUGCCAGGGGCCUCGAUGAGGCAGCCAGAUACAUUGCUGGGAUUCUCGAGGAGGAGAGAAGGGCCAAUCCUGUUGCCAGGGGCCUUGACGAGGCUGCCAGAUACAUUGCUGGGAUUCUUGAAGAGGAGAAGAAGGCGAAUCCUGACGUCACGUAUAUAGUGGGAGGGAUCAGCCAAGGGGGCGGCCUCUCCCUCUACCUCAUGUGCCGGAAGGCGCUGGGAAGCUUCGCGGAUGGUUCUGAUGCCUCCGCUCUGCCUUUCUCUGCCUCCAUUGGCCUCAGCACGUGGCUGCCCCAGUGCAGUCUGGUGCCGGGACCUGGAGGGGCGGAUGGAGCCGUUGCAAAGAGGGCUGCAAGGCAUCCUCUGUUCAUGACGCUUGGGGAAGCUGACCCCCUGGUGGGGUAUGACCUGCUGCGCGAUGCUGGCUUCUCCAACCUCACCUUCAAGACAUAUCCCAACCUGGGCCAUGGCAUGAGCCGUGAGGAGCUGGCGGAUAUGAGAGCAUGGCUGUUGGAGCUCGCCCCUCUCUAG